This is a messenger RNA of Erpetoichthys calabaricus (reedfish), 1796 nucleotides long. Its product is annotated as SLAM family member 5-like. The record is from RefSeq and is a predicted model, not a curated record. Bases 177 to 1073 code for a protein of 298 amino acids. The transcript has 6 exons. NCBI's taxonomy places the organism in Eukaryota, Metazoa, Chordata, Cladistia, Polypteriformes, Polypteridae.
AGAGCAUGUUAGAAUACAAGCUUUUUGUUCUGUAACUAAAAACCAUUCAGAUAAUUUCAGCAAGACUAAACUUCCAAAAAAAAGAAAAACGGAUUUGAAUCAAAAUAUGGGUGAAAAACAUAAGAACUAGAACGAAAAAAACAACAACAACUCCAGGCUUUGUACUUUAUACAAUCAUGAAAUUGAAGUUAAUCAGGUUAACUGGACUGAUUCUUCCUCUCAUUUACGGAGUCUUCUCCAAUGUCCAGUCUGACAUCCCGCAUGUGAAAAGGAAACUUGGAGAUUCUUUCAUUUUUCCAGAAAAGACUCCUCAGAAUGGAUUUCUCAGAUAUGGCCACAGUGUUUCAUUAUCAACUGUAGCGCUAAUAUCUAAUUGGAACAUAAGUCAAAUGUAUACGGAUGAAUUCUCAGGACGCCUACAAGUGGACAUUGAUGACCGCACCUUGGCAAUCACUGACCUGCGACUUGAGGACAGUGGGAUUUACCAGUUGGAGGCCUUAACAGGAGUCAAGUUUACCAAGAGUUACAAUUUAACUGUAUAUGUGCCUGUGUCACCACCUAAAGUGAGUUCUGUCCCAUCUGAAAAUGGCAGCUGCAGCCUCUUCUGCUCAGUGGAAAAUGACACACAAGUCACCGUGUUCUGGCAGAAAGGAGGCAAUUCCAGGAUACUGCUGCUGGAAAAGCAAGAGGCUGAUAAGCAGUACACGUGUGUGGCAGAGAACUCCUUCAGUCAGGAAAACAUAACGGUCACAACAGAGGAGAUGUGUGGAUGGAAAGAUGAAGAUGGUGAAAAUGUUCAACCAAGGAGUCAUUAUAUCAUCUCUACAGUAAUAGCUGCAGCUUGCAUCCUUAUAGCCAUUGUACUGAUUGUUUGUCUGAGACGGAAAUUGUUGCAGAAAGAAGGUUCAACAAGAUCCAGAAAUGGUGAUGAUUUACAAUAUGCAGAGGUUAUUCUCCACGAACGAGGGUCCAAGCAGCAGAACCUACGAGAACUGGGUGCAAGUCAGGAAACAAAGUCGAAACUGACAACGGUCUACGGCAAGAUCUCCUAUGCUCCACCACUCACAGAAUGAAGGCCUUGUGGUGGUCUUGCUUUGCUUAUCGUAAAGUAGCCUGAGCCACGCUGGUGGACUGUUACACUGAGGCCAGCAAAGGUGACUACAUCUGCUGUGUUGUCUGCAAAGGAAAAAGCCAAGAACUGGAAAGAAAAGAAGAGGUGGAAGUUUAUAUAAUGAAGGAUUUUAAAUGUAUUGACCGAGUGUGCAGAAUGUCCCACACUACUUCGCUGUAGAUUAUAUAUUUUUUUAUAUUAUUUAUCCAUUACUUACUGGUUGUGAAUGCAGGCUCAUGUUAUUCAUCCAUCCAUCCCGCUAUAUCCUAACUACAGGGUCACGGGCGUCUGCUGGAGCCAAUCCCACCAAAACACAGCGCGCAAGGCAGGAAACAAACCCUGGGCAGGGCGCCAGCCCACCACAGGGCAUGCACACGGGACAAUUUAGGAUCGCCAAUGCACCUAAGCUGCAUGUCUUUGGACUGUGGGAGGAAACCCACUCAGACACGGGGAGAACAUGCAAACUUCACACAGGGAGGACCCAGGAAGCAAACCCAGGUCUCCUAACUGCGAGGCAGCAACGCUACCCACUGCACCACCCUCAUGUUAUUAUGUUAUGUUAUUACACAGCUAAAGUGGAAUGAAUGCUUUAUUUUUUAAAUGCCUUAAAGGAAUACUCCACCCAAAAAUUAUAUUUUUUUUUACAUGUUACUUACCCAUGUAGUUUGCAGUGGUGGCCGAGAAA